Molecule: messenger RNA, 1149 nt
Organism: Ailuropoda melanoleuca (giant panda)
Lineage: Eukaryota; Metazoa; Chordata; Mammalia; Carnivora; Ursidae
Gene: CCDC124
Product: coiled-coil domain containing 124
Exons: 5
Coding region: 165-908 (247 amino acids)
Biological process (GO): transcription by RNA polymerase II
Cellular component (GO): nucleus
Molecular function (GO): transcription coactivator activity
Source: RefSeq, a predicted model, not a curated record
AACCUCGGCUUGAGUUGGGGGCCAGGGCAACAUUUCCCUUACCAAGAGGGCGACAGCGCCGAGACGUAAUCACCACGCGCCUCCGGGAGCUCCGCGCGCAAGCCCCGCGGUGGCGUCACGGAUUCGCGACCGGGCCGGCGCUGGGGGAAGGAGCCUGCUGAGGGAUGCCCAAGAAGUUCCAGGGUGAGAACACCAAGUCGGCAGCGGCCCGGGCACGGAGGGCUGAGGCCAAGGCAGCAGCUGAUGCCAGGAAGCAGAAGGAGCUGGAGGAUGCCUACUGGAAGGAUGAGGACAAACACGUCAUGAGGAAGGAGCAGCGCAAGGAGGAGAAGGAGAAGCGGCGCCUGGAGCAGCUGGAGCGCAAGAAGGAGACGCAGCGCCUGCUGGAGGAGGAAGACUCCAAGCUCAAGGGGGGCAAGGCUCCCCGCGUGGCUGCGCCCACCAAGGUCACCCGGGCCCAGAUUGAAGAGACACUCCGCCGAGACCACCAGCACAAAGAAGCCCCGGACCCAGAACUCUGCAUCCCUGCUUAUCUCUCUCUAUCUUUGUGUAUGUCUCUGUCACCUGGCUGCCUCCCACCCUCAGCCGAGAAAGCUAAGAGCCACUUGGAGGUGCCGCUGGAGGAGAAUGUGAACCGCCGGGUGCUGGAGGAGGGCAGCGUGGAAGCACGCACCAUUGAGGAUGCCAUCGCGGUGCUCAGCGUGGCAGAAGAGGCUGCGGACCGGCACCCAGAGCGCCGCAUGCGGGCGGCCUUCACCGCCUUCGAGGAGGCGCAGCUGCCGCGGCUCAAGCAAGAAAACCCGAACAUGCGGCUGUCGCAGCUGAAGCAGCUGCUCAAGAAGGAGUGGCUGCGGUCACCAGACAACCCCAUGAACCAGCGGGCCGUGCCCUUCAAUGCCCCCAAGUGAGCCCAGAACUGGGGGAGCCGCCCCACUGGCGGUCAGGGUCGUGACGUCACACGCCCUCCUGCUGGGUCAGCUACGUGGGUUACAGAGAGGUCCAGGGCCGAGGCAAGUGUCCUGGGGGCUAUGUGGCAUCAUUGGCCGCGUCUCCUGCUGGAGAGUCCCUGCUUCGAGUGACGCCCACCACCCCCUUCCUGCGCCCGCGGAGCCCUGGGGCUGAUGCCCAAUAAAGGCAGUCGGUGAGGCA